Pediculus humanus corporis (human body louse) is the source of this 426-nucleotide messenger RNA. RefSeq lists its product as uncharacterized. The transcript is spliced from 3 exons. Gene Ontology annotation, biological process: positive regulation of voltage-gated potassium channel activity; regulation of synaptic transmission, cholinergic; sleep. NCBI's taxonomy places the organism in Eukaryota, Metazoa, Arthropoda, Insecta, Psocodea, Pediculidae. The record is from RefSeq and is a predicted model, not a curated record. Bases 1 to 426 code for a protein of 141 amino acids.
AUGAAUCAUAGUUCGUUAAUUUUUUUUUAUACAUCCAUAUUUAUCGUAUUAACAAUUCCAGAAGUUUUUAGUAUUAAAUGUUGGGUGUGUCGAUCCGAUGUCGAUCCAAAAUGUAAAGAUCCUUUUGACAAUUCAUCGUUCCCGAUAACGGAUUGCAGACAAGAACCAGAUUUGCCUCAUCUUCCAGGUGUGAGACCCACGAUGUGUCGUAAAAUUAGGCAAAAAGUCAAUGGAGAAUGGAGAUAUUACCGAAGUUGUGCUUAUUUAGGAGAACCCGGUACAUACAAUAUAUUUAUGGAAUUUUGUACCUGCAACAGCAAGGAUGGAUGUAACACGGCUUCAGUUAAGCCAGUGAAUUUUACUCUUAUUUAUUUAUCUGUGUUUACAUGUUUAUUUGUUGUACUUCGCAUAUAUUCCAUUCGGUAA